Echinostoma caproni is the source of this 1353-nucleotide messenger RNA. NCBI's taxonomy places the organism in Eukaryota, Metazoa, Platyhelminthes, Trematoda, Plagiorchiida, Echinostomatidae. The record is from the annotation of a GenBank genome assembly.
AUGAACGACUCGCUAUUCGAGGGCAGUUUGUCGCAUUUGUACGCGCAGGUCUACAGCAUUGCCCCGGUCGAGAUGAAUCGGAACACGAUGCGGCGACUGUUGGCAAACGAUUCCGCACGAACCUUGUCCCAGGUGCGCGUCUCGGCAAACGGUUUGUACUUCACUACCCAAUGGUACACCGGUUAUGAGGCGUUCGGUGCCUCGGCGAUCAAAGAGGCUCCGACCAGACAAUUAAUCAAUCAUUUAACCGGCACUGUGACCAAUGUGUCUGAGUACGAGACCACAGAAUUUGUCCAGGCAUUUCGUAUGGACCCGGAUGCUGGUCUGGCCUUGUGGUACAUUGAGCCAGGAGGAACGGAGACCGGAAACGCGUCCACUGCACAAGUGUAUCUCAUCUGGCACAGCCAUUUGCUCAUGGUGCAUAGCUGGGACUCGCAUCAUCAUUCCCCGAUGGCCGCCGGAUCGGAAGUCGACCAUCUGGUCCGAGUUCCCCGGGCCCCGGACACGCAGACAGCCAAAUCGGCCAAACAGCAUCAGGCCCCAACAAGCACUUAUCGGAUGAAAGUGAAAGAGAGAUUUCUGAAUGCCACCCAGUCUCCGCUGUAUUUGCUUCACCCCAGUCCACCUUUCGGAGAUCGUCCGGUCUCGAAUGUCGUUCUACGGUUGAUAAGCUUCAGUCCGACCAAGAAACGCGAUUCACCUGGUCCGACCAAACCCGGUCCGAGUGCGGCCCCAUCCCCCGCGUCAAACACUCAUGUUGACUGGGAUUCGGUAGCCAGUGGGGCGCUUGUUCGACUCUGGUUUCCCCCCUAUCUAAACGAACGACAUUUGAAAUCCUAUUCACUAAUGAUCAAUGUAUCGCUUAGCGAGAACUACCAUUACAUUGAACGUAACCGAACAGCCCUGAUUGGUUCACCGGGUUUGCCCAGCCAUAUGGCCGGAUUGAUUCUGAGUUCGGACAAGGCUGCAUUGAAUCCGUCUUGCGAAUACGCCGAGGCUGUACGGUUAUUCGGCUCUCAAGAUGAAAGAAAAUAUUAUGAAUUUGAUCUAACAAAACUGGCCAAUCGCUAUCGAAACAAAGAAUUACUGAUAGUGCAUGCCUCGGCUGACACUACUGUACCAUUCGCGCAAACUAUGAAAUUCUUGUCUGCGCUGAUCGAGGAGAAUAUUGAUGUGAAUUUCUAUCCUUUGUAUGACAGAACAGAUUUAUCAGUCAACGAGUUCGAUUUGAAGCACACUUUGCUGACCAAACUGUCCUCGUUUCUACUUGACUGUCUGAGUCGAACAGGCGGACAGCACAGUCACUUUUUGACAAAGAAAACCAAUACGGAAUUUAAGGAAUCUCCCCCGUGA